Hydatigera taeniaeformis is the source of this 1719-nucleotide messenger RNA. Lineage: Eukaryota; Metazoa; Platyhelminthes; Cestoda; Cyclophyllidea; Taeniidae. The record is from the annotation of a GenBank genome assembly.
AUGUCGGGCAAUGCUGCUACUCCACUGUCUUUGGGGGGUGAACGUGUCAGUGGUGAUAGUGUGCGCAAGCAAAAUGUGAUGGCUGCCAUUUCUAUCGCUAACAUUGUGAAAACCAGUUUGGGUCCUGUAGGUUUAGACAAAAUGCUAGUGGAUGACGUAGGUGAUGUAACUAUUACAAACGACGGAGCUACGAUAUUGAAGUUGCUCGACGUGGAGCAACCAGCGGCGAAAGUCUUGGUGCAGUUGGCCCAACUUCAGGACGACGAAGUUGGUGAUGGCACUACAAGUGUCGUUAUCUUAGCCGCCGAGUUGCUUCGUAAUGCAGAUGAGCUCAUAGCCCAAAAAAUUCAUCCAACUACAAUCAUGAGUGGUUAUCGACUUGCGUGUCGGGAGGCCUGUAAAUACAUACAGAAUAAUCUUGUUCUUGAUUCGGAUGCGCUUGGAAAGUCCUGUCUUGUCAAUGCUGCUAAAACAUCGAUGUCUAGCAAACUGAUAACUUUCGGUCCUCUUUAUGCCUUUUGUAGAGAUGCGGACUUCUUUGCUAACAUGGCUGUCGAGGCUGCGCUCGCUGUCAAGGUGCCUGAUGGCCAUGGUGGCUUUGUAUGCGCAACAAAGGCUAUCAACAUUUUAAAAGCCCAUGGUCGUUCAAUGAGAGAGAGUGUUCUUAUUAAUGGUUACGCGCUCAACUGUACCAUUGCUUCUCAGCAGAUGCCACGCCAAAUCGAAAAUGCGAAAAUUGCCUUUCUUGAUUUCAACUUGCAGAAGGUGAAGCUCAAGUUAGGUGUCCAAGUCCUUGUGAGUGACCCCGACAAGUUGGAGGAGAUUCGUAACCGUGAAGCGGACAUCACUAAGGAGCGUAUCCAGACGAUACUUGCGGCGGGUGCCAACGUAAUUUUGACUACGGGAGGCAUUGACGACCUUUGUAUGAAGUACUUCGUUGAGGCGGGUGCAAUGGCCGUUAGGCGGUGUAAGCGUGUUGAUCUAAAGCGCAUUGCCAAGGCCACGGGUGGGCAGCUUAUUGUUACGAUGUCCAAUAUGGAUGGUGAGGAGACAUUUGAUUCUGCUUUGCUUGGUGAGGCAGGUGAGGUGGUGCAAGAGAGGAUUUGUGAUGAUGAACUGAUACUUAUACACGAUCCGAAGGUUAGGUCUGCAGCCAGCAUUAUUCUCCGUGGCGCUAAUGAUUUGUACGUGGACGAAAUGGAGCGAUCACUGCAUGAUUCACUUCAGGUCAUCAAGCGUGUUUUGGAAAGCAAAUCGAUUGUGCCUGGAGCUGGUGCUUGUGAAACGGCGGUCUCCGUUUUCCUUGAGAACUUUGCUAUGACAAUGGGUUCUCGUGAGCAAUUGGCUGUUGCCGAGUUUGCUCGUGCGAUGUUAGUGAUCCCCAAGCAGCUUGCUGUCAAUGCAGCCCUUGAUAGCACUGAUCUGAUUUCUCGUUUACGAGCUUGCCAUAACACGAUCUUGUUGCCAUACUUUUGUUACUCUCCGGUCUUCCGGCAUCACUGUUCAUCUAAUAAUAUUCGCGGCUUAUUUUUUUCUAGAUGGGGUCUCGAUCUUCAAAAGAAUUGCAUUUCAAACUGCAAGGAGCUUGGGAUUUUCGAACCCCUAGUUUCAAAAAUAAAAAGUUUGAAAUUCGCCACCGAGGCGGCGAUCACAAUUUUGCGCAUUGAUGACCUCAUCAAACUGAAAGAGGAGAAGCCUGUUGAGGAUCCUGAGCGUUAG